UUGAGGAGACAGAGUGAAAGUGCAGGGGCAGUUUGAUGAAGAGAGACAGAGGAGAAGAAGAGAAGAAGAAAGUGCAGAGAAAAUGACGCGGAGCCGCAAAUAAGCGCAAAUACGCGGCGUUUCCACCGCAAAGGGCCGAGAGCUGAGCUUCUACACACACCAGGAGCAGAUCUAACACACCUAACACACCUAACACACCUAACAGAUCCUACAGAGCUUUUAUUUUUGUUGUUGUUGUUGUUUUUGGAAAUUGGGAAGAAGGAAAAUUCAGUCCGAGUUUUUGCGCUUUAUUUGCUGAUUUCUGAGUUUCGUUUCUGGAGAUUGAGUCUUUUUCUGCGCUCAUUUUUGUGAGUUAUUUUGUUCGGUUGUAAUUUUGUGAAGCUCGCGUUAUUCCGCGGUGUGUGAUGGAGUUCAGUCCGUGUCCGAAGCCGCAGCUCUCCUCCAGAGCCAACGCUUUCUCCAUCGCGGCCCUCAUCUCCUCCAGCACAGCCAAAGACAAGGAGAGCGAGGAGAACACCAUCAAACCUCUGGAGCAGUUCGUGGAGAAGUCUCGGUGUGUGGAGCUGCGCGGCGCUGCGGGAGGAGGAGCAGGUGGUGGAGGAGCUGGAGGUGGAGGUGCAGGUGGAGGUGCAGGUGGUGGAGGAGCUGGAGGAGGAGCGGGUGUGGGUGUGGAGGCGGAGGCGGAGGUGGAGGUGAGCACAGAGCCGCUGAUCCCCUGCAGUCCCGCGGUACCGAGUGAACACAUGGCCAACAUCAGCUGCAGCCUCGAGACCAAAGACCUGUGGGACAAAUUCCACGAGCUCGGAACCGAGAUGAUCAUCACCAAGUCGGGCAGGAGGAUGUUCCCCACUAUCCGCGUGUCCUUCUCCGGAGUGGACCCGGACUCUAAGUACAUCGUGCUGAUGGACAUCGUUCCUGUGGACAAUAAGAGAUAUCGGUACGCGUAUCACCGCUCCUCAUGGCUCGUGGCGGGAAAAGCGGAUCCUCCCUUACCUGCCAGGCUGUACGUCCAUCCCGACUCGCCGUUUACCGGAGAGCAGCUGCUCAAACAGAUGGUGUCCUUCGAGAAAGUGAAGCUCACCAACAACGAACUGGAUCAACACGGACACAUCAUCCUGAACUCGAUGCAUAAAUAUCAGCCUCGUGUUCACAUCAUUAAGAAGAAGGAACACACAGCGUCGCUGCUCAACCUCAAAUCUGAGGAGUUCCGAACCUUCAUCUUCACCGAGACCGUGUUCACCGCCGUCACCGCGUACCAGAACCAACUGAUCACUAAGCUGAAGAUCGACAGCAACCCGUUCGCUAAAGGCUUCAGAGACUCAUCCAGACUCACAGACAUCGAGAGUAGGGAAAGUGUAGAGAGUUUGAUCCACAAACACUCAUACGCUCGCUCGCCCAUACGGACCUACGCCGGAGAGGAGGAGACACUCGGAGAGGACACACACACCACACACACCCGGGGCUCUGCUUUCACAGCGUCUGAUAACCUCUCCUUGAGCUCGUGGGUUUCGGGCUCCUCGGGUUUUUCAGGGUUCCAGCCCCCUCAGUCCCUGGCCCACCCCAUGCAGGGCUCUUUGCCCCCCUACGGCAGACUGGCAGUCCCUCUGGCCCCCCCAGCUCUGACGGGCACCAGCGGGCCGAGCUUCCCUUCCUUCCACAUGCCGCGUUACCAUCACUACUUCCAGCAGGGUCCGUACGCCGCCAUCCAGAGCCUGCGCCACUCCUCCACUGUCAUGACGCCCUUCGUCUGAGUGCCACUGCCUACAGGGGGCGCCACGCAGAAAACACACACACACACACACACACUCGCACUCACAUUCUGCAUGCUGUAACUCCUUAUCUGCUUUAUGUUAGAGGAGGAAACCCUUAAGUGGGUGCUGUGAGCAUGUAAACACACACACACACACACACACACACACUUUCGAGAUGUUUCUUUAUCUCCUUCACAUGUGAGGAAGAAGCCAUUUUCCUUCUCAUGGUGUAAAUAACGUGAUCAUUACCGUAAAGACACUGCUGCCGAGAAAAAAAAACAAAACUCUAAAAUAAAUUCAGACGGACAGAACGUGGUCCUCCUGCCACAAGAGGGAGCUGUGAGCACUGCAUCGUUUAUUCCAAACACUCUUUCACUUUUUAUGUUUAAAAGAGGAGCAGUUUUACUUGUCAACAUGUAAAUAACUUGACAUCGACCCAGAGAUUCUGCUGAAGAGAAAAAUGAAGUAAAUAAAAAUAAAAUAACUUGCAGACAGACAGACACAGGCGCUGCGUCUGCACAGGAGCUGCGUCUGCGUCUGCACAGGAGCUGCGUCUGCGUCUGCACUGAACCGGCUCUGCACCUGUCUCAGGCAUGCUGAAGAUGAGGGACUCUGCUGUAGAGACACUUGGAUUGGAACACAGCCCAGCAACCUGUGCAAGAUGGAAAAGCAGUCUGUAGGGGGCGCUGUGCUGUCUGGACUCCACUCUGCAUAUGUCUUUACAAUGAGCUGCUUUUCAGCUAUUAUAACAACACCGCAAACUCUGGAAAAGUGUCGUGUCCUAACCCCUUAUUCCCUCUCUAGGGCUCAUUACUGAGUCACCUGGAGCUCUAGGGGGCGCUGUUUGUUCGGACACUGAUGUUGUUGCAUGGGAUUUGAUUUGGGACGCGAGUCGGCUGUGUGUAUAAUCACUCAAACACAGUGAAGCGACUCGGGAAGGGGGAAGGUGUUUGUACAUGCUCUCUUCUGAUCAUUACAAUUGGAACACAGCCAUUUUUAGAGGUCACAAUGAUAAAGUCUGCGAUAGAGAGUCUUUACGAUUGGGACGCAGCCAAACAGUGUGUUGUUUUAACCCCUUAUUCCCCGUCUAGAGUGCAGUACUCUAAGACAUUUUUCCUGGCAGAAGGAAGUGUGUAUUUUUUUCUUUUAAUGCCGCAUUUGGAUUGGGACGCGGCCGAGCUAAAGGAGGCCGAGACGUGUGUUAUUAUGAAUAGAGUCGUUAUAUUCAUUAGGAUUUAAUCAGACUUCUGAAUCACACAGCGUUCAUAAUUUAUUUAAAGAUAAAAUCAAGACGCCUUUGACUAAUAAUUAAAGGAGAAUUAAAUUUAAAGAAUUAAAGGAGAACGGUGUUACUGUUCAGCACGAGUGUGUGUGUGUGUGUGUGUGUGUGUGUAAAUGAGAUUUGUAGAGAGUGUUAGGAGCUCGGAUCAGAGACUUUCUUUCCUCGAGGACAUCCUCACCUGUAAAUAACGAGUGUGCGGCGAUUCAUGACUCAGUAAAGUCACAUCGACACACAUUUAUUAACCAGCGCUAACCAAAUUACUGUGUGUGUGUGUGUGAGAGAGAGAGAGAGAGAGAGAGAGAGAGGGAGAAAAAGAGAGAGAGAAAGAGAGAGAUCACUACAGAGCAGAGGAUUUUUACUAAUUACAAAACAGAUUCACUAUAUAAGGAACAGAGCACUUGGGGUCGUGCUGCAACAGAAAAAUAAUCAACACCAGGAUGGUGUGAUGAAGCGGAGUUACUGUUACACACUGAAGUUGAUUAUUUUCCUCUAACAGCACGUCCCAAAGUGUUUUAUUCCUCUUACACCACAACAACAAUUACAUUUUUUUAUUAAAGAAUGACACAUCAUACUUUUUAUCCAUUUAUAGUUACACUUAAUGCUUAGUGACAUGAGUUAGUUCCUGUUGUCGCUUACGUUAUCUUGAAGUUAAUAAAAGAAAAACACGCAGCUUUUUCUUUUUGUUACUGAGAAGCGUAAACUCCUCUGUCCUGAAGACGUCGCAAAACUUACAGCUACAGCUUCACCUCUGACUGUUACAAAGCGCUGACACUGGAGACUCCUUCCAUAAGUGUUACAUAAACAUCUCCAACAGGAAACCGAGUGUAUGCAGAGGUAUGACAGUGAGAAACACUUUCCCUGUGUUUAUCUGGUUGUGUGUGUGUGUGUGUGUUUUCUUUAUGUAUAUUACCCACAUGAUAUUAUUUUGUUUGGAUGAUUUUUUUAAGUGCAAUAUAUUUAUUAUUUCAUCAAAUUCAGCUCUACUAAAAAAACCCAAACAAACGAACAGUAUGGCGUUGAUGCAUUAAUGUAACAUUUGAAGCAUUAAAGGAUAAAUGUUAUUUGUAAACAAGGAAAAAUAUAAAUCUAUAUAAUCAACCAAAA
Messenger RNA from Pangasianodon hypophthalmus (striped catfish), 4137 nucleotides. It is a transcript of the gene tbx20, whose product is annotated as T-box transcription factor 20. Gene Ontology annotation, cellular component: nucleus. Gene Ontology annotation, biological process: positive regulation of DNA-templated transcription; vasculogenesis; regulation of transcription by RNA polymerase II. Lineage: Eukaryota; Metazoa; Chordata; Actinopteri; Siluriformes; Pangasiidae. The record is from RefSeq and is a predicted model, not a curated record. The transcript is spliced from 8 exons. The coding region runs from base 405 to 1751 and encodes 448 amino acids. Gene Ontology annotation, molecular function: RNA polymerase II cis-regulatory region sequence-specific DNA binding; DNA-binding transcription factor activity, RNA polymerase II-specific.